AUGCUUCCAAGUGUCCUAAUCCAGACGAAUAGAUGCUCACGUGUUCACAGAAAGCUCAGACAAGAAAAGGCUCUUGUCCGUAAUGAUAGAGGGCAUUCUGCGGAUAAUCCGGUUAAAUCCAUCAAUGAAUUAUGCAGGAAAAUUGCUGCAAGAAGAUUCCAGAAGUCCAGUAGAGAGGGGUGCUUGCUCAUUUGCAAAUCAAUUUUGACUUUCACAAGAGACUCAACUGAAUCUCUCGUUUACGAUAUUCUACAACUGAGUGUGCUGCACACAGGCCGCCUCAUGAUUCAGAUAAUUCUGCGAAAGGCAAAAAAAUUGGUUUUAAAAAAUCGAAUGGGAGAGAUACAUAAACUAAAUUUGCUUCCAAGUGUCCUAAUCCAGACGAAUAGAUGCUCACGUGUUCACAGAAAGCUCAGACAAGAAAAGGCUCUUGUCCGUAAUGAUAGAGGGCAUUCUGCGGAUAAUCCGGUUAAAUCCAUCAAUGAAUUAUGCAGGAAAAUUGCUGCAAGAAGAUUCCAGAAGUCCAGUAGAGAGGGGCAGCUGAUUGUGCUGCACCAGGCCGCCUCAUGUUUCGAUUGCUACGAUAGUCGAGAUAUCGCUAUACAUGUAUAUUCGUAA
Opisthorchis viverrini is the source of this 618-nucleotide messenger RNA. RefSeq lists its product as hypothetical. The record is from RefSeq and is a predicted model, not a curated record. The coding region runs from base 1 to 618 and encodes 205 amino acids. The transcript is spliced from 2 exons. NCBI's taxonomy places the organism in Eukaryota, Metazoa, Platyhelminthes, Trematoda, Opisthorchiida, Opisthorchiidae.